UACAAAACUGUAGAAAAUAUUGUGAAAAGUUCAUGCAUUGAAUGCUUUGUAUUGUUCACAACAUUUGUUUUAUUAAUGAACUACACGUGUGUUUCGCAAUAGUGAUGAUAACAACAAACACUUCAAACACUAAAAUCAAAUGAUAUUUUAAGACAUUUGGUGACAAUUGGAGUUAAUUAAACCAAAGAGAACUCUUGAUGAUGAAGAUUCUUGUUCUUCAUCCAGACUUAGGCAUUGGCGGCGCCGAGCGGUUGGUAGUGGACGCGGCUCUGGCCAUGAAGUCAUUGUCUCAUGAGAUACAUAUCGUGACCACACAUCACGACCAGAAUCACUGCUUUGAAGAGACAAGAAAUGGUACUCUGAAGGUGACAGUAGUGGCCGAUUGGAUGCCGCGUUCAAUAUUUAAUAAGUGUUACGCUUUGUGCGCGUAUUUCCGUAUGAUUAUUGCCGCCAUUUAUGUGGUAUUCUUCUCGAAACUCGAGUUUGAUCUCAUAUUUUGCGACCAAAUCUCUGCGUGUAUUCCUUUCAUACGAAUAUCCAAAAAGAAAAUUGUAUUUUACUGUCACUUUCCGGAUCAGUUACUUACUGACCGAAAAACAUUCCUUAAAAAACUAUACAGAUAUCCAAUAGAUUGGUUCGAGGAGUGGACAACAGGUUUGGCCGACACUAUUGUCGUGAACUCUAAAUUUACGGCUCAAGUCUUUAGGCAGACGUUUACACGUUUGUCACAUAAAGAUAUAAAAGUUAUCUAUCCUUCACUUCACUUCACGACAUUUGAUCGUAAACUUGAAGGAGAUCUCAAUGAUCUUAAACUCAAAGAUAUAGCAACUGUUUUCUUAUCGAUCAAUCGAUACGAGCGCAAGAAAAACAUAGGUCUGGCCAUUGAGGCGCUUAAAGAGCUUUACGAUGAUAUGAUUUCAACUAACCCUAACUUAAAAAAGACGGUACACUUAAUAAUUGUCGGCGGAUUUGAUCCGUUAGUUCAAGAGAAUCGACAAUAUUAUGAUGAACUCCAUGAUAAAGCAAUGAAAUUGGGAAUUGAAGACAAGAUUUCAUUUUUGAAGUCACCAUCAGAUGAUAAAAAGCAACUUCUUCUCCAUAGUUGUACAGCAGUUCUGUAUACCCCUGAUAACGAACACUUUGGUAUCGUUCCACUGGAAGCCAUGUAUAUGAAUCGACCAGUAAUAGCUAUCAAUAGCGGUGGUCCGCGGGAGACAGUCAUUGACAAUGAGACCGGAUUUCUUUGUAAACCUGAACCUAAAGAUUUUGCUAAAGCAAUGAAAAAGUUUGUCGACGACCGAAGUCUGGCCCGAGAGAUGGGUAUUGCUGGACACGAACACGUCGUCAAGAGUUUCUCGUACGACAAGUUUGUACAACAGUUCAAAAAUUUAAUCAAUGAAUUACAUAUCCAAUGAUUGAAUUAUUUUUUGCAAAUAUAAAUUUUAUAAAAAUUGGCUUAAAUAUGAAUUUUUUUAUUAUUAUUUUAAUAUAACUAAACAUAUUUUACA
Molecule: messenger RNA, 1508 nt
Organism: Oppia nitens
Lineage: Eukaryota; Metazoa; Arthropoda; Arachnida; Sarcoptiformes; Oppiidae
Gene: Alg2
Product: alpha-1,3/1,6-mannosyltransferase ALG2-like
Exons: 1
Coding region: 198-1415 (405 amino acids)
Molecular function (GO): alpha-1,3-mannosyltransferase activity; GDP-Man:Man(1)GlcNAc(2)-PP-Dol alpha-1,3-mannosyltransferase activity
Source: RefSeq, a predicted model, not a curated record